This is a messenger RNA of Arctia plantaginis, 2439 nucleotides long. NCBI's taxonomy places the organism in Eukaryota, Metazoa, Arthropoda, Insecta, Lepidoptera, Erebidae. The record is from the annotation of a GenBank genome assembly.
AUGAGUGAAGAAGAAUCAAUCGUUGAACAGCCUACUAAAAAGAGAAAGCUUGAGGAUGCCACUCAAAAACAAAUACUAUCAGACUCAACUGAUAGUGGGAAAGAUCAAAAUGAACCUUUGCAGGAUUCAAAAGAGGCAGAAGAAUCUCCAUCUGUUUCGCAAGACAAGUUACGUAACUUUGUUACACCUGAAGAACUUGAGCAGCUGAGACGCUUUCAUGUUCUGGACGAAGUCAAGUCCAAUGAUGAAGAUAGCAACGAUGAGAACUCCGAUGAUUCUGAUGGUAAAUCGGUUGAGCUCCCCGAUGAAGAGAUCGAGAUGAUGUUGGAUGCUGACCUUCCGGAUUCUAUUAAAGGAGGCCCUAAGACGAGAGAAAAACCCUUCAUAACCAGACAGAAAGUACUUUUAGAAGAAAAAGGCAUAAAUCAUUUUGAAGUUCUACCUCUGGACUGGAUCAUGGUAAGGCACAUGAGCGGCAUGCCCAUCUACAUGCAACGCUCUACGCGUGUCUGUACACUCUCCAAACCAUAUUUCCUCGGCAAAAAUAACACAAGGCGUCAUGAUAUUCCAAUUAGCGCAAUACCCUGCUACGCGUAUAGAAGGGCUUUAGAGGAAGAGGAAAAGCAAAAGGAGAUCGAUAGAAGAAUAGAAGAACAAAUACGAAAUGGUACAUGGCCUUGUAACUAUGAGAGUUAUCAGAACACCAUAUGUCCUGGGGCACAAUCUAAGAAUAUCUCUUGUAAUAGUACUGACCAGCCUGGGACUGCAAGUGGGACACAAUCUCAAUACCAAAAAUUAGGAUCGUCUACGCGCCAAGGCCAAGAGACGACCGAGCCAAAAAGCAAUAAAGUAUCUGAGCCUACAACAGGACAGGAGAUGGAAAAUAAAGACCACAAAAUCCAAGAUUCUGCAACCCUCCAAAAGCCGCAGUCCAAGGACACAGAAACGAUAAAAUGUAUGCGGCAUUUAAUGUCUUCAGGUCAAGAAAGCUCAGCAUCUGCCAACUUACAACCUUAUGAGACUAUAAGUCAACAAAUAUCAGAUGUUGGCGACCCACAAAAGCCGGAGUUAUCGAACCAAAAAAUUCCAGAUUUUCCUGAUAAAUCCUCAGAGUCAUCAUGUCCAAAAUUCCAGAGUGAAGAUUUACUUCGUGAGACCCUUGAAAUAAAGGAAGAGAUUCUCCAAGAUAUAUCAAGAAGCGAUUGCCAAGUUAGCGACGAUUCUAAGAAAGAAGACUCGAGUGAGAAGGAGAAGGAAAGUAAUUCAAAUUCAACUGCAAGUGAACCUAUUCCUUUAAGCAGGCAACCUGUGGUACUUCCAGGCGGCAUUGUGAUGCCACCUCCCAGGGUGGAGACAAUAAAUACCAGUUGGAAAACCCAGCAUCUAAAUGCAGAUCAGAUUAACGAUUAUUGCAAGAAACUGUUUAAGUUUAAAACUGUUAACAUUAUGCAUUUUAAGCGCUGGGCGGACAGGCGCAAGUACACGAAGGCCCGCAAGACCCUGCAGUACCCCACGCUGCCCGAGGGCACCAAGCUCAUCACCAUUCCCGCACAGCCGGCUACACCUGGACAAGAAAAUGGUGGCAAAUCAACGAAACGCGACUGGGUGAUGAACAUGAACGAUCGCAGUUACCUGUCGGUGUUCCACGAGUACGUGCGGAGGGCGCUGCAGAAACAGCCCGUAUACCACUUCAGACAACUUGAGAACGCUGCGCAGCCGUACCAAGCGAUAGUGUACAUCGGCGGUAUGCAGUACGGCGUAGGGUACGGGUCCAGCAAGAGGCAGGCCAAGUCUGCGGCCGCCAGGGCCUCCAUCCACAUCCUCAUUCCCGAGAUGAAGGAUGAAUUGGACGCCGCUGGACCUCAGGAUACUGAUAAGACGCAGCCUGAUUUUCAUGAUUUCUUCGACUUAGUGGGCAUUGAGGACCCUCGCAUCACGGAGUUCUGUGCUGCAACCUGUGAACCCUCGCCUCAUGCCAUAUUGCGCACAUGCCUACUCAGAAACUUCGGCGCAGGGGACCGGCUCAUACACACUGAGAUGAAGAAACUAGAGUUUCAAAAAAUCGAGUUGACGAUGAAGGUUGGCAAACACUCGGCCUCCGUGAUCUGUAAGAACAAGAAGACGGCGAAGCAGCGCGCCUCACAGGCCAUACUGCAGGCGUUGCAUCCUCACGUUCGCUCCUGGGGCAGUCUCCUCCGCCUCUACGGCUCAAAAUCAGAAAAGAGCUGCAAGGAGAAGAAACUAGAAGAACAGCAAAUCACUCUUCUCCAAGACAAGGCACGUCACAACGAACCCAACUACGCCGUGCUGGACAAACUGCGCCACGAGAUGAGGAAACUUCGGGAGCGCGAUGAAGCUGUCGUCCCGAUUGGUACUUUGUUGGUCAAAGAUGAUCUACCAACACACUCUGGGUCUAAUCUCAAUAAUGUUGAUCUAUGA